Gekko japonicus is the source of this 2646-nucleotide messenger RNA. RefSeq names its product cysteine and glycine rich protein 1 (gene CSRP1). NCBI's taxonomy places the organism in Eukaryota, Metazoa, Chordata, Lepidosauria, Squamata, Gekkonidae. Gene Ontology annotation, biological process: muscle tissue development; sarcomere organization. The record is from RefSeq and is a predicted model, not a curated record. Gene Ontology annotation, molecular function: actinin binding; structural constituent of muscle. Bases 88 to 669 code for a protein of 193 amino acids. The transcript is spliced from 6 exons. Gene Ontology annotation, cellular component: nucleus; cytoplasm; Z disc.
GCCACUUCUGGUGGGAGCGAGCGAGGCGGGCAGAGCCAGUCACUGGGGGAGAAGGAGGAGGCAGCAGCGCGCCCAACAGCAGGCAGGAUGCCAAACUGGGGAGGAGGGAAAAAAUGUGGCGUGUGCCAGAAAACCGUGUACUUCGCCGAAGAGGUACAGUGCGAAGGCAACAGUUUCCACAAAUCCUGCUUUUUGUGCAUGGUUUGUAAGAAGAACCUGGACAGCACAACAGUGGCUGUUCAUGGAGAAGAGAUCUACUGCAAGUCAUGUUAUGGCAAGAAGUAUGGGCCAAAAGGCUACGGAUUUGGACAGGGAGCAGGGACCUUAAGCAUGGACAAGGGGGAAGCACUAGGGAUCAAACACGAAGAGCAACAACCCCAUUAUCCCACCAACAACCCCAACCUAUCCAAGGUGGCACAGAAAGUGGGAGGUGCUGAUGGCUGCCCCCGCUGUGGUCAAGCUGUGUAUGCGGCAGAGAAAGUGGUUGGCGCUGGGAAGUCAUGGCACAAAUCCUGUUUCCGAUGUGCAAAGUGUGGCAAAAGCCUGGAGUCUACAACUUUGGCUGAUAAGGAUGGUGAAAUCUACUGCAAAGGCUGCUACGCCAAGAACUUUGGACCAAAGGGCUUUGGCUUCGGGCAGGGGGCAGGAGCACUUGCCCAUUCCCAGUAAGGAAGUGGACUGUUUGCUCUGAAAUCUUCAUUCCAGUAGUCAAUGCUUUAUCAGUGCUGAGCUUACCCAGACUGACCCUCUGAAAAAUCCAGACCAUUUCACCAAUUCCUGCAAAUGUAUUAUUAAUGCAGUACCAGUACCUGCUGCUUUCCAGUGUUUUCUCUGGUCCACCUCCUUGUUUGUUAGCUGGCCAAACAAGUAUGACUCUAUUCUAUAGGCUCUUGAAGACACUAAAAGGUUCCAAAUUGCUGUGAUUGGCUGGAACUCACCAUAGAUAGCAUCAGCACAACAGCCCCUUUAGCACAGAUUCAUGCUUACAGUCACAGCGGACACUAUAACUAGCAAAGAGCAUAGCUGUAUCUGUCUAUAAAAUGCUGCCACAGUUUCCUCAAACACUUUCCUCCCACUGGGAACAGUCAUGUACUGGGGCAUCAAACCACACGUUAACAGUCUUAACAAAAAUUAACAUGCAAAAUAUUGAAGCUGAUCAAAAGUUAUUAAGGCUUGCAAGAACGAAGAGCUGGAAAGGAUGAAACUACCUGAGUGGGAAAGAGGUACAGGCAGAGUAGGUAAAAAUAUUUAAGCAUGUAAAUGAAGCAUAUUUCUUAAGCUCGGAGGAAUGAACAGAAUAAAUGUUAAGAGUUUUUCAUUUACUGCUACUAGACAAAUAUAUUCUGUAGUAGCCACCGCUGUAGGCUUCGUUCCUCUUUGGGAGAACAGUGGCGUUUAAAAAUACAUGCCCAGAAAUGAUGCUAUACAGCUGCCUUUUCCAGUGGCUUUGCUAUAAUUCCUAGAAGGUGUGCAAACUUGGAAGUAACCAGUGAAAGUUGCUACUUUUGAUUCCAUCUAGGUGUAGCUCUCCUAUGGCAACAGGAAACAUUUAGGGAGCAAUCCUAAACAGGUCUACUUAGAAGUAAGUCCCAUUUUAUUCAGUGGGGCUUACUCCCUGGAAAGUUCUAUUAGGACUGUACCUCAAAGGAUCUAAAAAUCCAGUUUACUUAUACAUGCUUUGUCAUUGUUCCUGUCUGUGUCACUUCCUCCUUGAGCAAUGGAAAUGUUUGAUGAGGUCAGUUUCACUUUUCUCCUCCCAGUGUCCAUAAAUAGUUACUGUCUUUUCAGUCAUGGAGGCUUCAGGAGAAAGGGGAAAGCUCUGUCUGUAUUACAUCAGCCUAGAGCUGCACAUGCCUGAACUAUCCUUUCCAAACCCAGGUUGCAAUAAAGGAUCCAUCUCAUUUCCAGCAAAUGAUUAACAUACUAGAAGAAUGAAGCUAGUAAUUAAGCUGAACUGCAGCAUACCAUUAGUGGAGAAAAGAAACUAAAGUGGAUUAGGGUCCUCUCCCUUUACACUGCAGAAAUUUUGUGAUUGUAGAAAGUAAUCUAAAUAAAUUAGUCCAAGGUAUAUUAACACCCUCAGAAAUGUUACAAUUGCCUCUGUAAGGCUGUAGGCAAGAUUUGAGUUUUCAAGGUCUUACAUGUUUGUGGCCUUGUUAGGGUGUUUUUUUUUUGGGGGGUGGGGGGUUAAACAGAGAAAUUUCUCUUAGAAUCAUGGAAGGGACUUCCAGGGUCAUCUAGUCCAGCCCCCCUGCACAAUGCAGGAAAUUCACAAAUACCUCCCCCUCCACACCCCCAGUGACCGCUGUUCCACGCCCAGAAGAUGACAAAAAACCUCCAGGAUCCCUGGCCAAAACGGCCAGGAGAAAAAUUGUUUGUUUCCAAAAUUAAAAUGGGCCCAAAUAAUGCUGAAUCAUUCUGGUGUGAGCUAAAUACACACCUUUCUUCCUUUAGGAUGUAGGCUGAACAGUGUUUUAAUCUGUUCCUCCCUCCCGAGGUGAUUAACAUGGAAUUAGAUUACAAUUCUAUUGUCCUGCACAAAACUUUUACAAGCAUGUUGGAAAGAUUGUAAUAAUAGAUUUUACAAUGUUUCUUGCAUACAAGAACCAUUCAAAGAUUAUUCUAUCUAUUCAAUAAAGCUGUUAA